Chenopodium quinoa (quinoa) is the source of this 1013-nucleotide messenger RNA. RefSeq lists its product as uncharacterized. The record is from RefSeq and is a predicted model, not a curated record. Lineage: Eukaryota; Viridiplantae; Streptophyta; Magnoliopsida; Caryophyllales; Amaranthaceae. The coding region runs from base 299 to 721 and encodes 140 amino acids. The transcript is spliced from 2 exons.
CUUCACUAGAGUCCUUGUGGACUAAAGUUCCUGGAGCCCGAGAAAUCGUGAAAUGAACCGGUCCGGGUAUCAUUUUUAUUCCUCCGAUCUAUAUCUUCUUUUUCACGUUUGCUGCCUCGCUACACUUCCUCUACACCCCUCUCCCUCUUUCUUCUCCAUUGAAGCGUACUCUGAAUUCUCCAUUAAACAGCUUCUGAGCUUUCUAUCCUCCAUUGAAGCAUUUUCUGAGGAUAUAUAGCAAAGGUAUCCCAUAAGUCCAAUUAUUUUACGCAGUGGAAGUUCAUAAUAGAAGUAAGAAAUGCAAGAUCCUAGGAUGAUGAAUCAGGCCAAUCAGCGGAAGCAGAAGUCACAGAGGCCAAUGAUUUCACAAGUACCAGAAGACUACAUGAGGGGCCUACAAGAAGGCUCACCAAUGCCAUUUCCUAUAAGAAGUGCACAUAAAACUACCAGAAAAGGCAUGAAGAAUGAUCCAUCAUUGUUGUACCUACCGCAAGAGAGAUCAAAACCCUCAGCACAUCUAGAAUCCUCUACUGUUGGAAAAGAAUAUAUAGAUCUCCAACGUAAAUUUUUCUCAUUGGGGAAAGAGAGCAGCCAGUUGGGGCUUGAGUUAUCAGAGGCUGAAGAUGAGAUCAAGAGCCUCGAAGAUGAGAAGCUUGAACUCUUGGAUCAACUUGUCGUGUUGGAAGGUCUGGUCGAUCCCUCUGAAGUGCAGAAUCAGUAGCUGAAGGUCAUCUUUUUCGUGUUGAGUUGCUCUUAGUACAUUGUAAAGGUAUAUUCUUGUAUCUGUAUAUGGCUGCAAAAUGCAAAUGGAAAGGGGCUAAUACCAUUCAUAUAGAUAUAUUUUUCUUAGGUGUGUAUAUUUUAUUGGUUCUUUAACCAUGAUUUUUAAUUCUUCAUGGGAUCUAUAUUAUGUUGGCUGUUGACUUAUGCUGGUAAUUUCAGAUUGUGCAGUCUCUCUCUUACAAUAUUUUCUAUAUAUAUUUGCCCUUCCCUUUGUCUGUUGACACUUGACA